GGAAUAUCUUUGUGCACACGACACUAACAGUAUAUCUUUAAAAACCAGCUGAUCACCGAUCGCGUUCACUUGAGAAAAACAAACAUGCCUAAAACAAGAGGAAAGGCUAUUGAGUGCAAGGCUGCUGUUUGUUGGGAGCCAAGACAGCCUCUCUCUAUCGAAACAGUCACAGUAGAACCACCAAGAGGAGGAGAAGUUCGUGUUAGGAUUGCGUUCACUGGUAUCUGUCACAGCGAUGCUCACAUUUUGAACGGAAGUAUCGAAGCAAAAUUACCCGUCAUCCUUGGUCAUGAAGCCUCGGGUGUUGUGGAAAGUGUGGGGGAAGGCGUGACCAAUUUUGAAGAAGGUGACCAUGUCAUUACUAUGUUCCUCCCAGAAUGCAACCAGUGUAGGUGCUGCACUAGUGGGAAAACUGGUACUUGUGAAGUAUUCAUGGAUAAGAACUAUGCCAAUGGUCUAUUGAUGGAUGGGACAUCCAGAUUCAGCAUUAGAGGGAAGACAGUUUACCACUUCUUCGAUACCAGUACCUUCAGCCAGUAUACCGUGAUACCAGCUAUCUCCCUCGUAAAGGUCAACCCGGUUGCACCACUGGAGAAAAUAUGUUUACUCAGUUGCGGUAUACCUACUGGAUAUGGUACUGCUGUUAACACAGCCCCGGUAAAACAAGGAUCCGUCUGUGCUGUGUGGGGACUUGGGUGUAUUGGAUUAGCGACUGUCAUGGGAUGUAAGGCUGCGGGCGCCGCACGUGUCAUCGGAAUAGAUAUCAAUGCAGAUAAGUUUGAAUUAUCUAAAAAGUUUGGAGUGACAGAAUCACUCAAUCCUUUGGACUACGAUAAACCAAUCAACGAGGUACUCAAAGAAAAGACCAACGGAGGGUUAGACUUUGCCUUCGAAUGUGUUGGGACAACUAAAACAAUGGAGCAAGCAUUUAUGUCUUUGCACAAAGGUUGGGGUAAACUGUUAGUCGUCGGAUUGGCCCCCGAUGGAGAUACCAUUAAAGUAAGUGAGAAUUGUGUAUGUUUCUGUGAGAAAAUGGGGAAAAUGUUUUUGCUGAAUAAUGAUAAUUAUAUUGUGAUGUUGUUUGCUUGUCUUAUUAUUGCUGAUAAUUGA
This is a messenger RNA of Mytilus trossulus (common blue mussel), 1110 nucleotides long. RefSeq names its product alcohol dehydrogenase class-3-like. Lineage: Eukaryota; Metazoa; Mollusca; Bivalvia; Mytilida; Mytilidae. Gene Ontology annotation, cellular component: cytosol. Gene Ontology annotation, molecular function: zinc ion binding; S-(hydroxymethyl)glutathione dehydrogenase [NAD(P)+] activity. Gene Ontology annotation, biological process: formaldehyde catabolic process. The coding region runs from base 85 to 1110 and encodes 341 amino acids. The record is from RefSeq and is a predicted model, not a curated record. The transcript is spliced from 10 exons.